AGUUAACGGAGUGAGGACCACAUCAUAAAAGCCCUACCAAAACAAUCUCUACCGUUCGUAACAUCACCAACGCCAAGAUUUUUUGAUUUUUUUUUUUUUUUGGUUUUUUGGUAAGCACCAACACCGAGUUUUUAAUUUCUCUUCUCCUGUUCUGUUCUCUCUCUAAAAAAAACAAAAAAGUGUAGGAUCGAAGAAUAAAUCUUAGAGAGAGAAAAUAGAAAUGGGAGAUAAUGCGAGAAAUAACUGUAAGCGAAGAGAAAUGAUUGUUUCAACAGAAUCAUCUUCAACGACAGCAGCACCAGCAGCAUUCUCAAAGAAAAUGAAACUUGAUUUUGAUUUUGAUUUUUGUUAUGAAAAAUUAAAAUUACCUUCACUCACUAACUUUAACCGCCACCAUUUAUUCACUGUGUCUCCGGAUAACACCGUUUCACCAGCCACCUCGUCGAAUUCCGGCAGUUUCCUCGCCGGAAAUUUAGUUUCCUGCGACUCCACAGCUUCUCGCAGCUCCAGCAAUGAUUCAACUGGUGUGGUGAGGAAUAGCUUGAGUUUUGUAGAUCUGAAGGUCAUGAAGAGUUUUGAAACCGAAAGCUCAUCAACGUGUAUUAAUAACAAAUUCAGAGAGACCUCUCCUUCAAGCUCGUUUUACGGAGAUACUGACGAGAUGGAGUCACCAGCGCCGGUUGUAAAAAAUUGCCGGAAAAUUAGGUUGCCGGCGGAGAAGGUUCCGUCUCAGGUGGAGAUCGAUGAGUUUUUCGCGGAAGCAGAGAAGAAAGAGCAAAAAAGAUUUGCAGACAAGUACAAUUAUGAUAUAGUGAAGGAUUUGCCUCUUGAAGGUCGCUACCAGUGGGUUCGUUUGAAGCCGUAGCAAGGAUUAAAAGAGAAAAACAGAGAGAAGAGAGAGUUUGUUGCUCUAAGGUUACACGAGGUAGCAUCUAGUCUGCAUGUGACUUUUUCUUUUCCUAAUUUAGAAUGGUUGUUUUGUUAUUGUACAGCUAGCUUUUCAUUUCUCUAUAAAAUCUAUAUAGCAAGAAGCCAAGUUCCUAUGUUAUUCCUCCGUAGUAGUACGAUAUAUGAUCCAAAGAAGUUUCUUCCAAUGAAUUUUUAUUAAAUAUUUAGUACCCAAUUCACUAGUCAGCUGGUACUGGUAGUGAAAUUUUGUGUCAGUUAUUUUUAUUUUUUUGGAGUGAUUAUAUACUACUGUGUGGAAUGAAGAAUUAUAGUGGUGCAAGUUGUUUUUGCAGACAUGUAUAUAUUGAUGGGUUUUGUUUUUGUAUUUGAAAAGUGUUUUUUGUUUGCUUGA
This is a messenger RNA of Ricinus communis (castor bean), 1300 nucleotides long. RefSeq names its product cyclin-dependent kinase inhibitor 7. Gene Ontology annotation, biological process: negative regulation of cyclin-dependent protein serine/threonine kinase activity. Gene Ontology annotation, molecular function: cyclin-dependent protein serine/threonine kinase inhibitor activity. Lineage: Eukaryota; Viridiplantae; Streptophyta; Magnoliopsida; Malpighiales; Euphorbiaceae. The transcript has 4 exons. Gene Ontology annotation, cellular component: nucleus. Bases 221 to 865 code for a protein of 214 amino acids. The record is from RefSeq and is a predicted model, not a curated record.